AUGUGGAAGCAGGAUUUUGUACGUGUGUUACAAGGUGCUAGUAAAGUGACGGAACAUGUAUUACGUACACAACAGUCUGUAGUAAAUGACAAGAGUGUGCAAUUGUCCAAGCACGCGAAGGAAUUAACGCGUCUAGUGCCGUAUUUUCUAAAUGGUGAAGAUUCAAAGUCUCGUGUCCAAAAUACGACAAAGCUAAUGAAUAUGACGAUUGACGAACAAAAGAGAGAGGAAACAAAGGUUCCAGUGCUUCAAGAACAGGUGGUAACAAAGAAUAGAGACAAGUCGGAAGUGCACGACGUAAAAAUCAAGACGACCCCACGGCUUCAGACGACGACACAACGGCAGACGAAACCACUUCAGACCGAGCUACUUCAGACCGAGCUACUUCAGACCGAGCCACUUGAGACGGAGCCACUUGAGACGGAGCCAAUUCAUACCGAGCCAAUUCAUACCGAGCCAAUUUAUACUGAGCCAAUUCAUACGAAGUCGAUUCGGACGGAGCCAAUUGGGACAGAGCCGCGUCAAACGAAGAAGAUCGAGGCGAUUGAGACGGAUCAGGCGAAGAAGAUUAAGGCGGUUGAGACGGAGCCGCGUCAAGCGAAGAAGAUUGAGGCUGUUGAGGUGGAUUCAAAGGUUCCUGUGGCUACGGAAAAGGCUUAUGAAGAGGAGAAAAUACCACAUAAAGUAUGGGAAGAAAAGCGUGUGCCAUCAUCGCCUUUAUCCCGGAUUUUGGGUUUUGGAAGUUUGGCUGCAAGACUUGCAGUUGGAACAGCAGCUGAGAUUGUACGGAGUGGAGGCAAGAAUGGCACAUACAAUGCACUUGUAUCAGAUGCCAAUGUGGAAAAGCUAGCAGAGACGUUGUGUACAAUGAGAGGAGCAGCGUUAAAACUUGGACAGAUGCUGAGUAUUCAGGAUGAAGCUAUGAUUCCAUCGAAAUUGGCUGUUGCAUUGGAUCGUGUUCGUGAAAAUGCACAUGUUAUGCCAAAGGACCAAUUGCAUCGCCAGCUUCAAAGUGAACUUGGUGAAGACUGGCAGAGCAAGUUUCAGGAAUUUGACGAUGUUCCUAUUGCUGCUGCAUCCAUUGGACAGGUGCACCGCGCUACGCUUCUGAACGGUGAUCGCGUUGCGAUCAAGGUCCAGUACCCAGGUGUGGCCGAGUCCAUUGGCAGUGAUCUGCUUAACCUCAAGCGACUCGUGACAUACACGAACAUUCUACCACGUGGGCUGUAUAUUGACGAGGUAAUCCGUGUGGGCGAGGAAGAACUCACAGCCGAGUGCGACUAUAUCAAGGAGGCCGAGAACCAAGAACGCUUUAAAAAACUUAUUGAACAGAGUGGCAUGAGUGACAAGUUUGUUGUGCCGCGCGUGUACGGAGAAUUAUCGACGGCACGUAUUUUGACGACGCAAUUGAUCUCUGGCGUUGCUGUCGACAAGGCUGUACACCUUUCGCAGGAUGUGCGCGACAGUAUUGGUCGUCGUCUUCUUGAGCUUACGAUCCAUGAGCUAUUCGACUGGCGCUUUAUGCAGACCGACCCGAACUGGAGCAACUUUAUGUACAAUGCAUCUACCGACAAGAUUGGGCUCGUGGACUUUGGUGCUGCUCGCGAGUAUCCAAAGUCGUUUGUGGAUGAGUAUUUCAACCUUGUAUGGGCUGCAGCGAACGAGGACGCGAAAACGCUGGUAGAUUCAUCGAUCAAGAUGCAUUUUCUUACUGGUGACGAGUCUCCCGCCAUGAUGCGUGCUCAUGUUGCGGCAGGCAUGGUUGUUGGUGAGCCUUUUCGAUCACACGAACCCUUUGACUUCCAGAAGAGCCAGCUGACGACUCGACUCGGUCAACAUACAGAAGCGUUCAUGCACGGUCGUUUGACACCCCCCGCCGCAAGAAGUAUACUCCCUGCAUCGUAA
Messenger RNA from Peronospora belbahrii, 1905 nucleotides. The record is from the annotation of a GenBank genome assembly. Lineage: Eukaryota; Oomycota; Peronosporomycetes; Peronosporales; Peronosporaceae.